GUUUGUCGGAAGCCAGACAAGAUGAUCCUGAAGUUCUUCUAUCUUUAAACUGUUCCUAGGAGAGGUGUUUAAAUUAGCCAUGGGCAGCUGGGCAGGAUCCGGUCCCAGGAAAUCUGUUUUGUAAGUAGCAGAAGGAACAUUGCUGAGUCUGUGCUGCGUGCAGAGCCAGGAUGGGUCUAGAUCAGCUCCGUACCACUCCUGGCCUGAACACCAACCUGUGAAUAAACAUAGCACCAAAUGCACGAGACGAGGCCAUUGCUGAGCAAACUUGCCCUGAAGUAGUCAAGCUGCUCCCAAGUGGAAGGCAGGUCCUGCAGGAAGAACUGGGUUCCUUUAUUAGCCUGAGAUCUCUUUCCCACUCUGCCUGCCUGCCAUAGGGAAACAACUGGAAUGAUCUGCUCCAACUUACUAGAAAUUUAAUGCUUAUUGUUUUGUUUAGAGCAUCAGAGAUUUUCCCUUGGUUAGGGACAAAUUCUGCUCUUGUUUACACUCCAAAUUUUCUUUCACAUCAGAACAUUCAGGCUCUUGAUUAUUUCUGCUCUGUACAAUGUGCACAGUACAAGAUAAUGGAGAGUCGGGCCCACCAGGGCAACAGUUUAGCAGUGUAAUUCUGGUGGCCUUGUCCUAAGGAGCAUAGCCAAUGCCUAGAAUCAGGAUGAUGGCAGAAAAAUGUCUGUGAAUAUAUGAUGGGCUGACAAGACAAGAUUCUGCCUAAAUGUAAUUUUGCCCCUUGGACUUAUCUGUUCAAGUAUUUCUGUAAUGCAGCUUCUGAAUAAAGGAUGCGGUCAGUCUUUCUCAGGAACUGCAAGCUGCACUCGGCGAGAGCUGCCGACUCACUUGAGAAUCAAAAGAGCAGCUCCUCGGAGCAUUGUCUGUCCCAGUUGGUCAUCCAUCCUGUGAAUCUAAAUAGUUUUUUUUGUUGUAGACAGUGAAACACUGUUACAUUUUACUCCUGUAACAAUCAUGAGAGGAUGCCAGUGCCUGAAGGAUCUUUCUUCUUGGCUCAGCUAUUGACACCAGUGUGGUCGCUGGAGGUCCAUUUCUUUCUGCAGCUCCUCCACUGCUAGUUAGGAAUACGUUUGUGUCACUGCUUCAAGGGUCAGCACACCGCAAAGUGGUAGGUUUCACCAUUCUGCCAAAUAGAGUCUGAUGAGACGGGAAAUCAAAGGCCACCAUGCCCAGGGAGUGCAGUACAAACCAGUAACAUCUUCUUCCAGACUGAAAUGCAUUUUGAGUUACUACUUUGGAAUUGAGACUUUGUUAUGUUUCUGUUGCACUGAGCAUUUGGGUCCAGAAUUAGAGUUAUCCAUACUGUCAGCAUCUCUCCCAGCAAACAUGUUCUUGCAAGCAGUGUCAGCUCCCUCUUCUUGGAAGACUUGCUCAAUGAAGCCUCAUGUUCUGGUGACACACGGCAAACUCGCAGGAAGGCCUCAUGUGGGAGGUGUCCCUGGGAUGAGCCUGACCCUUAUCUUGCCAGCCAGCUGCAAGGGGAUUAUCUGGGACCUCAGCUAUGCAGCUACAAAUGCUCUUGCACUAACUGGACUGCCUUAAGACCUUCCACUUGUGUUGUAAAGCCAGCAAGAAAGCGAGGAUUGAACUACCCUGAGCUCUCGCAUCUCCUAUGAAGGACACCAAAUUCAUCCAACUUUAGAAACUCAUCCUCAGAACAAACAAACAAAAGACCUAGGUUGUGGUGUCAGUUAUAGUGUGUGUGGUGUCCACUUGCCUGGUCUCCACCUCAUUCAUCUCUCUAGGGGAUUGGUUGCAGGCGAAGAUGAACAGUGGAAUUCUCCUCUUGCCUCUCCUUGGCUUCCUGCCACUCGUGAUACCCAUGUGCCCUGCGCCAUGCACGUGUGCCACCAACAUUAUCGACUGCACAUCAAAAGGCCUAACUGUAGCAGAACUACCAGCUGCUUUCCGCCCUUCAGCUGAAAUUAUCCAGCUUGGUUACAACAGGCUCACCUCUAUUCCCAGUGGGCUCUUUGACAACCUGAAGAGCCUCCAGGUAGUCUACCUACAGGGCAACCCUUGGGAAUGCAGCUGUGACAUCCUCUACUUGCGCUCCUGGCUCCAGUGGCAGCAGAACCGUACCUUAUACAAGGAUGUGAGAUGCACCUCCCCAGCUCACCUGCAGGACCGGAUCAUUGCCUAUCUGGCAGAAGAUGAGAUCGUUUCCACAUGCCAGUACUGGUACUGCAGCCUGGCUCUCCUCUCUCAGCUCUGUCUCUUCAUCCUCCUUUUCCUCCAGGGUAUCUUGGUUAUCUUCAUCAUAGUCUACUUGCAGAAAUUUCGGAGAAUGACUGCUGAAGCCCGGCGCACCACCCAAGAUCUACACUAACAGGUAGACACCUGUGUGUCUUCUUCAAGAAGCACCUACAACGCUGGUUAACAUCACCAGACCAAAGACCCUCCCUCCUGCUUGGGUGAUGCUGUGCCAAGGUCAUCUGGUUUGUGAUGUCCAGAGGGGACAAUUCAGUGCAGUAUCUGAUCUUGACUGCAUUGUGGAGCAGGACUUGAACUGGUCAGACACUUGCUGUAUUUCCAAAGACCUGACCUUGUGGUUUUUAAUGCUUUGAACUCUUUAGCAUGAUCUUGAUUGCUUUGCUGAGCUGGGAGUUGUUCUGGCUUGGUAGUUUUAAGGAAAUCAUGAACUACAGUAACCAGAACUGACUCAAACUGCUCAUCAGCUUGUAGGAGCUAUGGUGUCUCAUCCUUCCUCUGCUAUAGUAUUUAAGCCAUGCUUUCUGUGACGCUUCUGGUUGCAUUGGGUCAGGUAAGGACAGAAAUGGACAGAGAACAGGUGAGGUACUGGACUAGGGCAAUGGAGAAAUACAGUUUCCUUGGUGCUACCACAGGUUGCCUUAGUGACUUUGGACAAGUUACUUAGUCGUCUUCUGCCUGAGUUUUCCAUCAGUAAAGGAAAAGGAAGUUUCUUCCCUCUGGAUGCGUUUUUUCCAGUGUUGUUCUUGGGGAGAGAAUGUUUAGAAGCCUGCCCCUUUACCCUGUCUUCAUUCCUUUUAAUCUACUUAUGGUUUUAAUACUGACUUCAACACAACCCGAGUCAGACUGGGGCCCUGAAUGCAUAUGAGAAGUUCACCCUGAAGCCAAGAGUUGUCAAGACCAAGGUGUCCUUCCAAUUGUGCUUGUAGGGUGCCUGUCACAAGAGAGCCACUUGUCUUUAGAGACUCAAACUGCAAACCCUCUGAUAUGCCUACUGCUGGUUACAAUGUCUCUUAAUUAAUUUUGGAAGGAAGUAAUAUUGAAAUAAAAGAAUGAUGCAGGAU
Cuculus canorus (common cuckoo) is the source of this 3284-nucleotide messenger RNA. It is a transcript of the gene GP1BB, whose product is annotated as glycoprotein Ib platelet subunit beta. NCBI's taxonomy places the organism in Eukaryota, Metazoa, Chordata, Aves, Cuculiformes, Cuculidae. The record is from RefSeq and is a predicted model, not a curated record. The transcript has 2 exons. Bases 1775 to 2338 code for a protein of 187 amino acids.